CUUCCGCUUCCGUCGGCGUAAGUGUUUCACUUCUGCUGCUGCCGUGGUUAAGAUGGAAGUCUUCUCGGAGUCGCGAGCCGGACACUGGGCCGGGGGUCCGGCCCUGGGGCAGUUUUACUGCGUCCCGCCUACGGUCGGGCCCUUCGCGGGCGCGGCGCCUGCGCUGCAAGGGUGUCCGCUCACACGCACCCAGAGCCCCAUGGUGACCGGGACCUCGGUACUGGGAGUUAAGUUUGAGGGCGGAGUGGUGAUUGCAGCAGACAUGCUGGGCUCCUACGGCUCCUUGGCUCGUUUCCGCAACAUAUCUCGCAUUAUGCAAGUCAACAAGAGCACCAUGCUGGGGGCUUCCGGAGACUACGCUGAUUUCCAGUAUUUGAAGCAAGUUCUCGGCCAGAUGGUGAUUGAUGAGGAGCUGUUGGGAGACGGACACAGCUAUAGCCCUAGAGCUAUUCACUCGUGGCUGACCAGGGCCAUGUACAGUCGACGCUCCAAGAUGAACCCCUUGUGGAACACCAUGGUCAUUGGAGGCUAUGCCAAUGGAGAGAGCUUCCUUGGUUAUGUGGACAUGCUAGGUGUUGCCUAUGAAGCCCCUUCUCUGGCCACUGGUUAUGGUGCGUACUUGGCCCAGCCUCUGCUGCGAGAAAUUCUGGAGAAGCAGCCAGUGCUGAGCCAGACUGAGGCUCGAGAGCUAGUGGAACGCUGCAUGCGAGUGCUGUACUACCGAGAUGCCCGUUCUUAUAAUAGGUUUCAAAUCGCCACUGUAACUGAAAAAGGUGUUGAAAUAGAUGGACCACUGUCUGCAGAGACCAACUGGGAUAUUGCCCACAUGAUCAGUGGCUUUGAAUGAAAUAGAUGAGUUAUCCAGAACUGAAGGUGUGUCCUCCUCCUGACUUUGAACUCAGCUGGUUCAAAGGUAGACCUUGCUUUUGUAAAAUCAAUAAAUUCUUUGAAAUGC
Molecule: messenger RNA, 955 nt
Organism: Manis pentadactyla (Chinese pangolin)
Lineage: Eukaryota; Metazoa; Chordata; Mammalia; Pholidota; Manidae
Gene: PSMB4
Product: proteasome 20S subunit beta 4
Exons: 7
Coding region: 53-847 (264 amino acids)
Cellular component (GO): proteasome core complex
Source: RefSeq, a predicted model, not a curated record